Ochotona princeps (American pika) is the source of this 2069-nucleotide messenger RNA. RefSeq names its product motile sperm domain containing 2 (gene MOSPD2). The transcript is spliced from 13 exons. Lineage: Eukaryota; Metazoa; Chordata; Mammalia; Lagomorpha; Ochotonidae. The record is from RefSeq and is a predicted model, not a curated record. Bases 16 to 1383 code for a protein of 455 amino acids.
GAGGAGACGCUCAAGAUGCUCGACGAGAGUUUCCAGUGGCGCAAGGAGAUGUGCGUCCACGAUCUUACCGAGUCGUCCAUCCCUCGAUGGCUACUGGAAAUGGGCGGAAUUUAUCUCCACGGUUACGACAGAGAGGGCAACAAGCUGUUCUGGAUCCGAGUGAAAUACCACGUGAAAGACCAGAAAACCAUCCUGGACAAGAAGAAGCUCAUCGCGUUCUGGUUGGAACGUUACGCCAGGCGCGAGAACGGGAAGCCCGUGACGGUGAUGUUCGACCUCUCGGACACUGGACUGAACAGCAUAGACAUGGACUUCGUGCGUUUCAUCGUCAACUGCUUUAAGGUUUAUUACCCCAGAUACCUGUCGAAAAUCGUCAUCUUCGACAUGCCUUGGAUAAUGAACGCCGCUUUCAGGAUCGUGAAAACUUGGCUCGGUCCGGAGGCUGUGAGUCUGUUGAAGUUCACGAGCAAAAGCGAGGUCCAGGACUACGUCGGCGUCGAGUACCUGCCUCCUCACAUGGGCGGGACCGAUCCUUUCAGGUACAGCUAUCCCCCGCUGGUGGACGAUGACUUCCAGACCCCGUUGUGCGAGAACGGGCCCGUCACCAGCGAGGACGAGACUUCCAGUAGAGACGACACGGAGAGCGACGGCAAAGACACCCCGGAAACCACUGUUCACGAGGAACAAACAACCCUUCUGAAGAAGGCUAAGCCGUCGGAACCUCCUCCCAAAGCAGAAGAAAACGAGAAAGGCGACGCGAAGGUGAAAUCUUUCAAGAAACCCUCGAGUGUCUUCAAAGGGCCUUUGCUGCAUAUCAGCCCGGCUGAAGAGCUGCAUUUUGGAAGUAUGGAGUCUGGAGAGAAGAAAACCCUGAUAGUGCUGACAAAUGUAACGAAGAAUAUAGUGGCCUUUAAGGUGAGAACAACUGCUCCAGAAAAAUACCGGGUCAAGCCAAGCAACAGCAGCUGUGACCCCGGGGCGUCUGUGGAUAUAAUCGUGUCUCCCCACGGGGGUCUCACCGUCUCUGCCCAAGACCGCUUCCUGAUAAUGGCCGCGGAAAUGGAGCAGUCGUGCGGCACGGGGCAGACCGAAUUGACGCAGUUCUGGAAGCAAGUCCCUCGAAACAAAGUGAUGGAACACAGGUUAAGAUGCCAUACUGUUGAGAGCAGUAAACCAAACAUGCCUACGUUAAAAGACAACGCUUUUAACGUGUCGGAUAAAACCGGCGAAGACAUCUACCUACAACUCAGCCGUUUACUAGAAAGCAAUCGGAAGCUUGAAGACCGAGUUCAGCGUUGUAUCUGGCUCCAGCAGCUGUUGCUUUCAGUAACAGUGCUCUUGCUUGCUGUUGUCAUCUCUUUAUUCUAUUCGUUGCUCAGUUAAGGAAGUGGUGCCUGGUCGGAAACUUGGCUCCUUCUUCUGUGGGAAAAAGUAACAGACCCAAAACUUCACCACCAAGCUACUCAAAGUCUUGCACAUCUGGGCUUCCUCAAAGCAAAUACACAGCACCUAGAGGGAUGCAACACGUACACGUUGGGAAAACGAACUGGUCAGGUAAAGAGGCUGGACAAGCAGAUUCUCAGAGACUGUAACAGUUAGGAAAGUAAGUAAAGGCAUAUGCAUUAUGUAAAUUAAUGGUUUAAAUCUAAUUUAUUGUUUUUGUUUUUUUUUCCUUUGGGUUGGGACACUUUUAAAGCGUAAGUCUUCUGUAAAUACACUAGCUAAACUGAAAAGUGUAACAUGCUUCGUUGCAGCCAAAAUAUAUAAUCUGCUUUUUUAUGACACAAUUAUUACAGCUGAACCAACGUACUAGCUUUUCAAUACUAUGUAUAUAGAAGACCGUGUAUAUUGAAAAAGACAUACAGAGUAAUUUAUGUAAUCCUGACUUUGUAAUUUUGAGAAUUACUUCCAGACAAUAAUAGUCAAUAUUCUUUUGGAAUGUAAACCUAUUUAAUGCCAAACCACAUUAGCCUCGAUUUCGCAGUGUGCGGGCCAGCGGGCCUCUUCGGGCACGUCAGCCUUUCUCUGGAACACCGUCAGGGCGGCCUUCGCACUGAGCGCGUGCAAGU